AGUUUGUCUGUCGACUACAUCCCACAACUGCCUCCUCAGUUCCUCACCUCUUAAGUUCGACUGGAAUCUCUUUUUCUUCUUUAUUCUUUGUUGGUAAACCGCCAAUUCAUUUGAAAUAAAAACAGAAGUCAAACACCAUUCUUUCAGCACUAGGCAUGCUGUCAAUAUUUGGAAAACAAAUGGAAAAUGGUAUACUUGUUGACAUUGGCGUCCAGGGGAAGGAUGGUGACUAGAGCUACCAGUGCGUGAUUUUGAUUAGGUUUAUAUUUGAAGUGGUGAUGCGUUUCCCUUCUAAAGGGCCAAAACCUCUGGUUCCACUGGAUUGAUAGAGGCCAGACUCUUUUUAGUAGGCCUUGUACAUUCUUCAAAAGGUGCAGCAUCAGUGGAGUGAGCACAGGAGCUUUAUGGGCACAACAUUUGUGUUGAUGUAAAAGAAUCCUUGGUCAUCAGAUCUCUCUCUUCCUCUCCAUCCAUGAAUUUAUCUGUAUUCCCAUGUUCUCUUUCACAUGCAUCUUCUGCAUCUUUACUUCCAGCCAUUGUCUGUUCUUUCAGACCAAUAUCCUUAUCCACUGCAAGAAAACCCACCUCUGCAAUAAUCUCUGCAAGAGACAGAAUCAUAGAUUUUGGAAAAUACAAAGGGAAGAUGCUGGGAACUCUCCCUUCAAAGUACCUCAAGUGGAUCUCUAAAAAUCUCAGAGCUCGUGAUUUUGAAGAAUGGGCAAAGCUUGCAGAUGAAGUUUUACAAGACCCAGUUUACAGAGAUAGGUUAGAAUGGGAAUAUGCAGAUAAAAUCCUAAAUGGUGAUGAUUCAAGGGCUUCAAGAACAGAGAGUCCUGUUUCAGAUCUUCUAGAAAUUAGUGAGAGUUUUGGUUGGAAUAAUGAAGACAAGGUUGCAUGGAGUAGAAUCAACUUUGAACUUCUUGGAACUUCAAAAGGUGGUCGGAUACCGAGAAAUAGAAUUAAAAAGGAUGAAGAGCUUAGUGGUUCCAUGAAAACAAGACUUCAGGUUUCCCAAGUUGAAGGGAGGGUUCCUUUGAAAAAGGACUUGGGAUUGGAAAGGGAGAAGAAAUAUAAAGUUAGUUUUCUGAGUACAGAUUCAAGGGAUCCUAAGAUUGAACAAAUGUGCACUUUUGGGAAGGAUUUGGGUCUGAAAAAUGAGAAAAAAUCAAGUUCUCUAAUAACAAGUUCUAGUUUUUUAAUGACUAAAGAGACAGGUGUUCCUUCGAAGAGUAAUCUAAAUUUCCAAGAAGGAAAGUUGGGACUUCCGAAUAAGCAGUCUGUGGUUCCUGAUGUUGCAGUGGAGAGGAAGGUAGGUUUUCUGAGGAAAGGUUUUAGGGUUUCUUUUGCUGCAGAAGGGGAGGCUUUUGAAGAGGAGAGUAAUGUUACAAUGAGACGGGAAGAGAGGAGAGAAAGACAAAGACUGAAGAGAAGUCUUCAAUUGAACAAAUUGAGAACAGAAAUUAGGGGAAAAGAUAAAGAUAGAGCGAAUGAUGAUGAUAGCAAGAUCGUAUUUCAAUCUAAUAAAGAUCAAGCUGAGGAUAAGAUGGUGGUGAACCGUAGUCCUUUCCCUGGACGUGAAGCCCUUCUGAAAAAAGUUCUCAGUAAUAGAAGAGGUUUAUAAUCCUCUUUGCUUAACCAUGCACUAGCAGAAUGCUCGGGCAGGAGUGCAGGCUGCAUAUCACCAGAUAAUGAAUCUGUUGUUUAACAAGUAAUGUUGAAGAUAUAUGAUAAUUUACCAAGGCAACUUUGUUCUAAACUAAUACAUUUGGAAUGAGAUCACAUGUUUUGACUUAAUUUGGACCUUAACAUCUUGUAAGAUAUGCAGUCCUGUAAGAGAUCUUGAUUCAAUUAAAGGUGCUGACCUGAGAGUUUCUUGUUUCA
Messenger RNA from Nelumbo nucifera (sacred lotus), 1881 nucleotides. NCBI's taxonomy places the organism in Eukaryota, Viridiplantae, Streptophyta, Magnoliopsida, Proteales, Nelumbonaceae. The record is from RefSeq and is a predicted model, not a curated record.